CACAUCACAUAUAUAAAUAUAGAGCUACACUUCUCUCCAUUUGCAGUGCAAUAUUAUACACCAAGUAUCAACUUAAGAUCCUAGCUGGUAAGUGAGAGCCAAAGAACAAGUUACUACUAACUGAGCAAAGUGAAUCAAGAUCAUGGGCUUUGAGAUUGUUGAGGAGGAGGAGGCCAUGAACACGGCGCAGUCGCCGCUCCCGCUGGUGUCGCUGAACCACGUCUCGUUCGUGUGCACGUCGGUGAGCCGAUCGGUGAGGUUCUACGAGGAGGUCCUGGGCUUCGUCAGCGUCAAGCGGCCGUCGUCGUUCGACUUCCACGGCGCUUGGUUGUUCAACUACGGCGUCGGAAUACAUUUGUUACAAUGCAACAACCCCGAAGAAGUGCCGAAGAAGAAGGCGAAGAUAAACCCUAGAGACAACCACAUCUCCUUCCAGUGCUCCAACAUGGACUACCUCAAGCACAAGCUCGCGGAGAUGGGGAUCGAAUACGUGACGGCGAUCGUCGAGGACGGCGGGAUCAGGGUUGAUCAGCUCUUCUUCCAUGACCCAGAUGGCUACAUGGUUGAGAUCUGCAACUGUGAGAACCUUCCUGUGCUCCCUAUCUCCACUGCACCUUUCAAACUCCCCUACUUGAAGGAUUAUCCUCCUCCUAUGCUCUCUUCUUCGAUCUACGGCGGGAAUGGAGCACUUAAGUUCCAGUUUGGGCCUUGCAGAGGUGAAGCAGAGGGUGUGAUCAUGGAGAACCUGGUCACUGAUAUGAUGGAUAUCUCCUUUUGAGUGUACUAAGGUGAGGGGGAGGAGAGACACACACACACACAUAUAUAUAU
Messenger RNA from Ananas comosus (pineapple), 828 nucleotides. RefSeq names its product metallothiol transferase FosB 2-like. The record is from RefSeq and is a predicted model, not a curated record. Lineage: Eukaryota; Viridiplantae; Streptophyta; Magnoliopsida; Poales; Bromeliaceae. Bases 143 to 778 code for a protein of 211 amino acids. The transcript is spliced from 3 exons.